Molecule: messenger RNA, 1517 nt
Organism: Sesamum indicum (sesame)
Lineage: Eukaryota; Viridiplantae; Streptophyta; Magnoliopsida; Lamiales; Pedaliaceae
Source: RefSeq, a predicted model, not a curated record
GUAGAAACGGUCAUUACGAGGGUUGAGGAAUUUCCGCUCCGGGACUAACAAAUCCCCGCCAUUUCUCUCCACACUUGCCUUAGUCAUCACUCAUAGUUUUUUCUCUUGAGCUUAAUUCUACAGAAAAAUCGUAGUAAGCGUGAAAUGGGGAACUGGUGGUCCUUCGGAGAGCCGCCGCCACCGCCCAUGGUGCUGGUUCCGCCGCUCUUCGAUUUCCCUCCUCUCGCCGCCCGUACUAGAAUGCUGGAAUCAUCGUACGGAUUGUUGUUUGGCAAGCUGGCUUUGAGGUGCCUCUUCGAGGACUACUUUGAAGAAGCAAAGCAUUUCAGCACAAGAAUUAUGCUUAAGCCGAUUGAUGAUCCACAUGUUGAUUUGAUUGCCACUGUUUCUGGUCCAAUCAACCACAACCCAGAGGAGAAAAUUGUAGGAAAUGCACAGUUCCGCUGGCAAAGUGACGUUGAUGACCCUCACACAUUUGUUGAUCUAUUUGUUUCAAACACUGAGCCGAUAUUACUGAUGAGAUCCUGUGCGUACUACCCCAAGUUUGGGUUUGGAGCAUUUGGCAUAUUCCCUGUGCUUUUGAAGCAAAGAGUAUCUUCUGAGGAUUAUGGCGUCAUGGGUUUAAGAUAUGGUUCUUCAAAUCUGUCGGUUGGAGCUACAGUUAUUCCUUUCCCUGCUGGAGAUGAAUUCCCAAGAAAUGCAUGGUUAGUGAGCAAGAUGGGAAGGUUAACUGCUGGAGUGCAAUACGAACCAAAAUUUGGAAGCAAAGACAGAGCAGGAUACAAAAACUUAGCCAAUUGGAGCUGUGCGAUCGGUUAUGGGUUAGGAUCAGGCAGUCCAUUGAGCCCAUCAUUCAAUUUUGGACUUGAACUUGCUAAAAAUUCACAGUUCAUUGCUUCUUUCUAUCAACAUGUGGUGGUCCAAAGACGGGUGAAAAAUCCACUUGAGGAAGAUGAAAUAGUUGGAAUCACUAAUUACAUUGACUUCGGUUUUGAGUUGCAGACGAGCGUUGAUGAUGACAAGUCGUCAAACAAUAUUCAGGAUUCCACUUUUCAAAUUGCUGCAUCUUGGCAAGCGAAUAAGAAUUUCUUACUCAAGGGAAAGGUGGGGCCUCUCAGCUCGUCAAUAGCAUUGGCUUUCAAAUCAUGGUGGAAACCUGCUUUCACAUUAAGCAUGUCAGCUACUAGAGAUCGCACCAUGGCAGAAACAGCCUUUGGAUUUGGUAUUCGUGUUGACAACAUUCGGGAAGCAAGUUAUCAAAGGGCAGAUCCCAAUUUUGUCAUGCUGACGCCAAAUAAAGAGCAUCUAGCUGAGGGCAUCCACUGGAAAAGUGGGAAAAGACCAGUGCUCCAAUCAGAUGUUAAUUCUGGAAAUUUUGAUGGCGUGCCCAAGGAAUUGAGACCCUUGAAUAAAAUUUUGUAGUCUGUAGUAACUUCUCUUUACACAUGAAUAUUAUACAAUUUGAGGUUUAUGUUUUUUUCACAUAGCGUUUCAAUAUCGAGAACACGUUUUCACCA